ACCUGUAAACACAAGCCACGUGACGAGCGACGCUCGCCAUUCAGGGGCUUUGCAGCACCGGGGCGAAUGACGGCGGAGUUUGAGGAAGUUACUGGGAGCAGCUGUGCUAGUAUGUAACCUUACGCGAGUUAGAUACGGCACUGCAGCAAGAGAGGGGAAGGCAGCAGCAUUCAUGGAUAUUGUGGACACCUUUAACCAUUUAAUACCCAGUGAUCAGUUGGAUGACUCCCUGAUAAUAGGUCAGAAUUUGGAGUGUGAAGCCAGCAAUGAGUUUGGGACAGAUCUCCGACUGGAAGAUUCACUGAAGAACAUGCUCAGUGACAAAGAUCCCAUGUUUGGAUGUGCAAGCUCUCAGUUCAAUCUGCUGGACAAUGAAGACUCUGCUUUUCAGGUUACUGGCACCACAGGUCUCACCGAUAGUUCAGCACCCAGAGGUCUCAGCAGUGAACUGACGGCUGCAGAGACCACACAAGUCAAGCGACCUAUUGGCAGGCAGAAGAAACGCCCACGUAAUUUAGUAUACGAAUAUAGUGGUGGACAACAGCCUGCUAACACAGCCACCAACACCAUGACCCGAGGACGACCAGGAAGGAAACCAGCCAACAGGCUACAGAAGUCAUUUCUCAUUGAGAAAGGAGUUAAAGGCGCCCAACUAAAGAAAGAAUUAACUCUGGGAGGGCGCAUCAAUGUUAAUGAUCUUGAUGGUGGAUUAUGGUUGAAUCCUAUGGUUGUAUUGAGACGACUGACAGUCACAAUUGGCGGAUUCAAGAUUGAGUUGCUUCCAGGACCCUCUUAUACACAAAAUGUUGAUACAAGUCAGUCUGCAUGCUUUGAAGAUGGUAUUGGUAGGGGCAUAGGUUUUGCUGUGUUGCCGGAUGAUGCUGUCAAUGUACAGAAUCCCAUACCUGAGAAUGUGGCAGAGACGGUUGUAAUUGAGAAGAGCUCUGCUGCUGAUGCAGCCCUUGGGCUGGGGCCGUACGUGAAUCCUAAUGAUGUACAGACAUCUAAUGGGACAUUAAUAGGGAGCCCCUGCACGCAAGAGACAAAGCUUGACAAUCAGAGUGUUACAGGAAAGCAAAAGCCAGACAGUAAAGGAAAAGAUGACAUAAAACAGCCACAAAGCAAUGAGAACAACAGAACUACUGUUAGUAAGACUGAUGGUAAGGAAAAACAACAGACUGUGGCCAAAAGUCUACUUAAGUCUAAACAAGGACUGACUUCUAACAAGAAUAAGGACUUGGUUUCAUGUAAACCAAGCAGCAUGAUUAAGGAGCAUAAAGUAUCCCAAAACACGCCAUCAAAAAUCAUCCAAAGAGGUGACCUGCACAAAAUGAAAUCUCUAAAGGAAAAGAAAGAGAGUGCACCGUUGAAAAGGCCUGCAGAAAACCCCCAAAGUGAGUAUGCUACUAAAGUGCAAAAGAUACAGGCCACAGGAGAUAGUAAAGUGAAGCCAAAAUUACCAAGUCCACCUAGCUCAGUAGUGAAGAAGAGCCCAUCAUCUGGCAGCCGUGUUGGUGAGCAGCAGGCACAAACCAAACACGCUCCUCCUCACAAUACCUCCAAAGUUGAGACUGCUCAACCAGCGCAAGGUCGUCAAAGCCAUACAUUGAAAGUGCCCGAAGAAGGGGGGCAGGAAAAGCCCAAACUGAAAAAGCCAGAAAAGAUCCUUCAAAAACAGAAAAGUAGAACUGCAAGAAGCAUCUCUGUGGAUGAGCCACAGCUGUUUAUUCCAGAUAACGCUCCUGCUGUGAAGAAGGAAACAGCUGAGGAGCAACCUGCUAAUAGUGAGACUGUAUGGGAUGGAAACAACUGUUGUGGUCUGUGCAAGAAACACCACAAUAACACGUUCAUGGUAGGCUGCGGUCGCUGCGACGACUGGUUCCACGGUGACUGUGUCGGUCUCGAUCUGACAAAAGUACGUGAAAUGGAGGAGGAGGACCAGAUGUACGUGUGCUUGAAGUGCUGUGAGGAAGAAAGCAAAAAGGUGGAGCCUGAGCUCCUGAGUGCAACCAGACCGGAAGUUCAAGAAAAGACUGAGGUACAGGAUCAUAAGCUGCCUCCAAAGCCCAGACCAGGACCCUCCCAGACACUCGCAUCAGGGGCGGUCAGACCAGUAAGAAAGGAUCCUGACAGAAGGCAGUCCGCAGAUGUUAGAGAUGCAGCUUAUAGAACAGGCAUUCAGCUGAAACAAGAGGCAAAAAGUAAGACUUCAGCUUCAAAGAAACCUGUGUCUGUGGAGGCAAUCAGGCGAAGUGUGCGUGAUUCUCUGAAAGAAAUCCUUAUACAGAGGUUGAAGGAGUCAGAUUUAAACAUCUCAGUGGAGAGGGCCUCUGAAGUUGCCAAGAAGACAGAGAGAGAGCUUUUUCACCUGUAUAAAGACACUGACAACAAAUACAAGAACAAGUAUAGAAGCUUAAUGUUUAAUCUCAAAGACACUAAAAAUAAUGUCCUCUUUAAGAGGGUUCUCAAAGGGGAAAUUUCUCCUGGUAACCUAAUUCGACUGAGUCCUGAGGAACUGGCCUCGAAAGAAUUGGCUGCUUGGCGACAAAGGGAGAACCGACAUACGAUCGAGAUGAUUGAAAAAGAGCAAAGAGAGGCAGAGAGACGACCCAUCACUAAGAUAACACACAAGGGUGAAAUUGAAAUUGAAAGCCAAGAACCAGUGAAAGCACCUGAGCCUGCAGAGCUGGAGCCUCCUCCCAAAGUGACGGAAGUCUCAGCAGAACCUCCAAAAACUCCAGAGAAGAAAGCAGAGAGUAUCAAGACGGAGAAAGACACUACUAACCAACACAAGUCUCAUUUAUUUGACCUACAUUGCAAAAUCUGCACAGGUCGUAUGGCGCCCCCUGUGGAGGAGGCACCUACCAAAGUGGUCAAAGUUGCUACUACAGUUGUCAGGAGGCAGUCCACCAGAACAGAGGAAACAAAGAGCACAACCCCACCUGCAAUAGACGAUGACCUGCACCUCACUGUUUUAGAGGAGAGCUUUAGAAACGCUCAGUCAAGCUAUGAAGGAAGGUCAGAUCAUGUAGCUGGAAGAGAUGAGGAGGCCGCUUUCCUUUCCAACCUGAAGUCCCUGUGGCGAGGAUUCAUUCACAUGCACUCUGUGGCAAAGCUUGUGACAAAAGCUUUCCCAGUCUCAGGCAUUUUGGACAACUUGACUGAGGACCUUCCAGACAGCAUUCAAGUUGGUGGGAGGAUAAGUCCACAGACAGUGUGGGACUACUUGGAGAAGAUUCGGGCAAGUGGAACAAAAGAGGUGUGCCUGAUUCGCUUCUCUCCUGAGACAGAUGAAGAUGAGAUCUCCUAUACCCUUUUGUAUGCCUACUUCAGCAGUCGUAGGCGUUUUGGGGUGGUGUCCAAUAACCUGAAACAAGUGAAGGACAUGUAUCUCAUUCCCUUAGGUGCCACUGAAAAAGUUCCACAUCAGCUUGUUCCCUUUGAUGGGCCAGGUUUAGAAAACAACCGUGCCAACCUUCUCCUUGGACUCAUAAUACGCCAGAGAUUAAAAAGGGAUUUUCUUCCAGUGGACGUGAGUGAAACUGCAAGGAUUAUUCCUGAAAUCAAGCCCAUCACCGUUUCCACUAAAGAAACCAGAGCACCAGAGGAGGAGGAGAAAUUUUUCCUCUCUUCCUUAACUACUACGCAUAAAAAAGAGAAGGAUAAACCACUUAACACUACUGAAGAUGUUGAUGCACCAAUUACAGAGGCCUUUGAAGAACCAUCUGCAUCAGAGGAGACCAACAAUCAGGAACCACAAAAACCACUCCGCUUUCUUCCAGGUGUGUUAGUAGGCUGGGGUGGGGAAUUGCCACCUCUGCCAGAUGUAGGAACAAAACCUGCUACUACAGCAGAGGACACCCCGAAGACCCCGCCUGCUCCGAAAACAGAGGCAUUAACUGGAAACUCAAAAAGUCCAACAGCUGCUGCACCACGAGAGCGCUUUGUCAUCAAAAAGAAAGAGGCUAAACCUGCUAAAGCUGAACCGGAGCUCUCCAGCCCGACGGAUACAUCUACUGCUAACAACUCAUCGGGAAAAGAUGCUGCAGUGGUGACCCAUGGUGCGCACAUCUCUCUGAAAGAUAAGCCUCCAGAUGUAUCGACUGAAGCAUUCCUGGCAAGCUUGUCAACAGCCCCUAGUGGGACUGAAACUAGCAGUGCUGCCUCAGCAAACAAAGGCGAUGCUGGCCUUUUGUCUGAAACUGAAAAAGGAACGCCUGAAGGGAAUUCUUUGUCAUUAUCAAAAUCCCAGGCUGCUUCAGAUCACACAAAUAGCUCAAAACCUCCUUUAAGUGGAAUAUUGAAAAAAUCCUCAGCAUAUUCCAAUGUGGAUGAAGAUAAAACAACGGUGCUACAAAAGGAUAAAGCAAGCCAGCCAGUUCCUUCAAGUCCUAAACCUGUUACAGUGUUGAGCAGCACUAGAAAUGAUCCAGUUACACCAUUUCACCAAGGAUAUUUACAGCUUUCUCAGGCCAAGAACAAGCCUGAGGAACAAAACCAAACUGCUAUUCAGUCGUUUCCUAGUGAAAAGGAAGAUCCUGGCAUGUCCCAGACUGGUGCUGCAGUAACUCCAACAGCAUAUCCUCCUGCAGUGCAGGGACCACAAGCAGCGCCAGCUUUCCCAGCAAACAACAGUGCAGCACCUUUCCCAAUGCAACAGCAACAGCCUCAGGUACUUGGCAGCUACGACUACCCAACUGGUCCUCCUCCUGACACUUUCUCCGCCCCUAACACCCAGGAUCAGAAUCAUAGUACGCCAUGGGCUCAGGAUGGCACUGAACAAGCUCUUCCUGGACUUCAGUCACAGAACCCUGAGAGUCACUGUCAGCCAUCUGAGCAACCUCCAACCCUGCCCAAAGACUACAAGCGUCUAGAAGAGCGAUACAGUGACCCGUGGGAGAGACCCCGAAACACAGAGGACAGAGACCACCACGGGAGACACAGCCACCACAAGGAAUCCCAUCACGGGAAAAAGAGCCGACACCAUGACCGGGAGCGGGAGAAAAAGCACGAUCGCAGCUAUGAUGACAAGUACAGAGAGAGGAGUAGGCACCAUGGACACUCAGAUGACCGUUAUGGUGAGAAGAGGAAAGAGAAGCACCACAGUGAUGACUACAGCAGCCGUCACAAGGACAGACACAGACAUAGACGGGACUCUGAUUAUGAGAAUGGACGGAAAAGUUCAAAAGACAGUUACUCAUAAUGAUG
This is a messenger RNA of Xiphias gladius (swordfish), 5208 nucleotides long. RefSeq names its product PHD finger protein 3 (gene phf3). The transcript has 16 exons. Gene Ontology annotation, biological process: DNA-templated transcription. NCBI's taxonomy places the organism in Eukaryota, Metazoa, Chordata, Actinopteri, Istiophoriformes, Xiphiidae. The record is from RefSeq and is a predicted model, not a curated record. Bases 173 to 5203 code for a protein of 1676 amino acids. Gene Ontology annotation, cellular component: nucleus.